Hypanus sabinus (Atlantic stingray) is the source of this 4254-nucleotide messenger RNA. Its product is annotated as ubiquitin carboxyl-terminal hydrolase 15-like. Gene Ontology annotation, molecular function: cysteine-type deubiquitinase activity. Gene Ontology annotation, biological process: protein deubiquitination. NCBI's taxonomy places the organism in Eukaryota, Metazoa, Chordata, Chondrichthyes, Myliobatiformes, Dasyatidae. The transcript is spliced from 23 exons. The coding region runs from base 330 to 3116 and encodes 928 amino acids. The record is from RefSeq and is a predicted model, not a curated record.
GCCGGUUGCUGGCGAACAUGGCGGAAGGCGGAGUGGCCGAGCUGGAGACGCAGCGCGCUGACACGGCGGCUCUGAUGAAGACCCCGCUCAAGAAGGGGGACACCUGGAAGUGAUGCAAAAGAACUUCCUGGGCACAUCUGCGAAGAAGAAAUACAAAAUGGCAUCUCCUUGUGUUCAUAGCCUAAGUGAACUAUCUCCAAUUACUGAUACCAACAAAUUUUGUCAAUUGGACAAGGGGAAAAAAAAUGAAAUAGCGGUAUCUGGUGGAUAGCCGCUGGUUUAAGCAGUGGAAGAAAUAUGUUGGUUUUGAUAGCUGGGACAAAUACCAGAUGGGAGAUCAAAAUGUGUAUCCUGGUCCUAUUGACAAUUCUGGGCUCCUGAAAGAUGGUGAUUCACAGGCCCUAAAGGAGCAUCUCAUAGAUGAGCUGGAUUACAUACUGGUGCCUACAGAAGGCUGGAAUAAGCUGGUCAGUUGGUAUGGACUGACAGAGAGUCAGGAACCUAUUGCACGAAAGGUAGUGGAACAGGGUAUGUUUGUGAAGCACUGCAAGGUGGAGGUGUAUCUGACUGAACUGAAAUUAUGUGAAAAUGGAAAUAUGAACAGUGUGAUAACAAGGCGAUUUAGCAAAGCCGACAUCAUAGAUACAAUUGAAAAGGAGAUGCGAAAAUUGUUUAGUAUCCCAGAUGAAAAGGAAAUAAGAUUGUGGAAUAAGUACAUGAGCAACACAUUUGAACCCCUGAAUAAGCCUGAUAGCACAAUACAAGAUGCAGGACUAUAUCAAGGGCAGGUAUUGGUAAUAGAGCAGAAAAAUGAAGAUGGUACCUGGCCAAGAGGUCCUUCUACUAACAAGUCUCCAAGUACUUCAAAUUUUUCAACAUUGCAAAAGGUUUCCCCUUCAUCUCUGUCAAAUAAUUAUAGCAAUUUCAACAACAGAAAUGUGAAAAAUUCAAACUACUGUAUUCCCCCAUACUCUGGCUAUAACAGCUACGAUUACCUAGAACCAGGAAGACACAGUGAACAAGCUGGUCUCUGUGGCCUCAGUAAUUUGGGUAACACGUGUUUUAUGAACUCAGCAGUUCAGUGUCUAAGUAAUACCCCGCCACUGACAGAAUACUUUGUGUCCGAUGAAUAUGUGGAUGAAUUAAAUCAUGAUAACCUACUGGGAAUGAAAGGAGAGAUAGCCAACGCUUAUGCAGAUCUCAUCAAACAGAUGUGGUCAGGCAAAUAUAGCUAUGUUACUCCAAGGGCAUUUAAGACUCAAGUGGGUCGAUUUGCUCCUCAGUUUUCUGGCUACCAGCAACAGGAUUCUCAAGAACUUCUCGCCUUUCUGCUUGAUGGUUUACACGAAGAUUUGAAUAGGAUUAGAAAAAAGCCAUAUAUUCAACUGAAAGAUGCAGAAGGAAGGCCUGAUGAGGUGGUUGCUAAGGAGGCAUGGGAAAACCACAGAAAACGAAACGAUUCCAUCAUUGUAGAUAUUUUCCAUGGUCUUUUUAAAUCUACACUCGUUUGCCCUGAAUGUUCAAAAGUUUCAGUGACGUUCGACCCAUUUUGUUAUUUAACGCUUCCAUUACCCUUAAAAAAGGAGCGCACCUUGGAGGUUUUCCUUGUUGGAAAUGAUCCACUCAGCAAACCUAUGCAGUAUAAAGUAGUUGUUCCAAAAAUCGGCAUAAUUUCUGAUCUGUGUGCUGCACUCUCUACUCUUUCCCAUGUCCCUGCAGACAAGAUGGUUGUCACGGAUAUAUACAACCACCGGUUUCACAGAAUAUUUUCCAUGGAUGAAAACCUGAGAAGCAUCAUGGAACGAGAUGAUAUCUUUGUUUUUGAAGUGAGUUGCAGUAGAACGGAUGAAACGGACACAGUUGUAAUUCCAGUCUAUCUACGGGAAAAAUAUCGGCAGUCGGGCUAUGGCCACCACAGCAACACCUGCUUAUUUGGCCAACCGUUUAUGAUAUCUGUGCCGAGAAGCAUAACAGAGGAAAAGCUUUACAACCUGUUACUUAUGAAAAUGUGCCGGUACAUUAGAAACUAUAAUGAAAACGAAGAUGAGGAAGGAACUCUUCAUUUUUCCAAAGACCUUGGUAUCAAUGGGAACGGGCAAAAUGGUGUUCAUGAGGAAGGAUCUCCAAGUGAAAUGGAGACAGAUGAGCAGGAUGAUGAAUCCAGUCAAGAUCAAGAACUUCCUUCUGAAAAUGAAAACAGCCAGUCAGAGGACUCCGCUGGGGGAGACAACGAGGACUCUGAAAAUGGCAUUUGCACUGAUGAUUCUUGUAAAGGGCAGAUAUUUCAGGGACACAACAAACAGCUCUUUACAUUCCAGUUCAAUAAUUUGGGAAAUCCGGAUAUCAAUUAUGUCAAGGAUGACAGGCAUAUCCGAUUUGAAGAUAGCAGGCAGAUCAGGCUCGAUGAGCGAACAUAUCUGGCAUUAGACUGGGAUCCUGAAGUACGAAAGCGAUGGUUUGAUGACAGUGCAGCAGAGGAAUUUGAGAAACAUGAAAGCAUGGAAUAUAGGCCUCAGAAAAAAAUGUUUGUUAAAUUAAAAGACUGUAUUGAACUUUUUACAACGAAAGAAAAACUUGGUGCAGAAGACCUCUGGUACUGUCCAAACUGCAAGCAACAUCAGCAAGCCACCAAAAAAUUAGAUCUGUGGUCAUUACCUCCUGUGUUAGUGGUCCAUUUGAAGCGAUUUUCCUAUUGUCGAUACUGGCGAGAUAAGCUGGACACUCUUGUUGAUUUUCCUAUUAGUGAUUUAGAUAUGUCUGAAUUUCUUAUCAAUCCAAAUGCUGGCCGCUGUGAAUAUAAUUUGAUUGCUGUGUCUAAUCACUACGGUGGAAUGGGUGGAGGGCAUUACACGGCUUUCGCCAAGAACAAAGAUGACAACAAGUGGUACUAUUUUGAUGAUACCAGUGUUUCAUCUGCAACAGAAGAUCAAAUAGUAUCCAAAGCAGCUUACGUGCUUUUCUACCAGAGACAAGACACAAUCAGUGGCACGGGCUAUUUUGCACAUGACCACAGUGCCAAGAAGGAAGAUGCUGCUGCUUUAGGCCUCGCUCAGGACAGCGACGAGGACUGUAAUGAGAACGACGUAGAGAAUGAAAGCUGCAUGCACACAAACUGACCUGUACAAUUGCCAUGUUAAAACUCUCCAAUGCAGACUUCUGCACAAACACUUAAAAAGAUAGAAGCAAGCCACAAACUAGGAGUGAGACGUCACCUGGGGAAGAGGUGCUGCAUCAGUCUGAGCAAGAAGCCAUUUGGGGUCUGUGUCAAAGUAGACUUAAGGUGAAUUACUUGAAGCUGAUAAUGUGUUAGAAAUGCAAGUAGAAGCUAACUGCAAUAUAAGAUCCAUGAAAUCUAUUUGUCUUACUGAUGUAUGCAGGUUCUUCACACUAAAUAUAUGCAGAAAUAUUUAAGUGAUCCCUGUUUUCACUCUUCUAUAGUUUUUGAAAAUAUACUGGCUAAUGUUUUCCCAAAAAUGCCAUUUUUAAGUUAGUUUUGUGUCUGUGUGCUAAAGUGUGCAAUGUAUGUGCCCUGCUUCAGCAACAGAGAAUGAGCACUUAAACUGAACAGACGACUGCUUCACUAAUUCUGUGACAGUUUGCUGUCCUCCUUGGUUUAAACAAUCAAUGCAAAGGGCCAUAAAAGUUAAGGACUAGUGUCAGCUACCAUUUGAAAGUGUUGUGCUGUGACUUCUAACUUGCUGUAAAGUUGACCCAGAGAGGAUUGCACCCACAUUGUGAGCCUUGACAACACGUGCUGCUUGUGGAUGUUUAGAAACUCUACUUUAACCCUUUGAGGACUGCAGUGGCAUUUCUGCACCGAAACAUGAAUCACAACUGUGUUCGUUCAACAAAUCAAAGGCGGUCCCACUAAAUUUCUCGAAUUCUCCUUUCCGAAUAGUUGUGAGGUGCAGCGUUAGAAAACCAUUUCUGCAGCUGUUCUGUGACGGAAAACUUCUUUUUGAAAACUGCAAAGAGCUUGCAGUACUCAGGGUUAAAAAUAGAAUGUCGUAACAAAUAAAUUGAUGUGCUAGAAAGUUUUCCUUUCUUCAGUGAACUGAAGUUUGCACACUCUCAUUCUACUGUACAGCCAGGGGGCUAUUCAAAUUUCCUUCACAUGUCUAAGUUAGUGUAUUAAAAUUAGACAACUUUAGAAUAUAUCAAAUUUGAUAGAAUGUGAGCAAGUGGGUUGAUUUUAUUUUAAUUCCUGUUUGGAAAUCACCAUAGCCUUACUGCAUAUUAAAUUAUGUACUUGCA